AUGACGAAAUCUAUGGACAGAGUUUGGAAUAAACAUGACCUCUAUCCAUCUGCCAAAAACUAUGCCAAUCCUGAUGUCCUGAUUGAUACCUUCGAGAAACUAUCCAACCUUCACAAUCUGCUUCCCAAUCACCUGUCAGACAUGCUACAGUCUGAUAAGAGCAAAGAGCCCGAAGGUAAAUAUGAUGAAUCAGAAUUAUCUGGCUUAGAAAAGAUCUUAGCAAGACAACAAUUGCCAGAAGAGAUUUGUCUGUCCCCAAAGCCAAGCAAGAUGCCCUUGUGGAAGAAGAGGAGAAUCAGCAAUGUUGAAGGGUGGAAGAGAUGCAAUUUGUGGAAGAAAAACAUAAAGGAGCCUCCAAUGUGCACCAUAAUUGUCAGAUGGUUGAAAAAGAACAUGCAACCUAUUGAGGAUCUGAGGUCCGUGGUCCGAAAGCUGUCGAUGUUUGGCCCAAUUCGGACUGUCACUCCUUGUGGACGACAAAGCGCUAUCUUAGUGUAUGAAGAUUUAACUUCAGCUUGCAGAGCAGUGUCUGCCUUCUACAGCAGAAUCCCAGGCACAAUGUUCAACUGUUCCUGGCAGCAACGAUUCAUGACAAAAGAUCUAAAACUAGCAAUGGAAAAAGGCACAAGGAAGUUGAUUUAG
Molecule: messenger RNA, 642 nt
Organism: Dipodomys ordii (Ord's kangaroo rat)
Lineage: Eukaryota; Metazoa; Chordata; Mammalia; Rodentia; Heteromyidae
Product: chromosome unknown open reading frame, human C6orf201
Exons: 5
Coding region: 1-642 (213 amino acids)
Source: RefSeq, a predicted model, not a curated record